Molecule: messenger RNA, 1692 nt
Organism: Ustilago hordei
Lineage: Eukaryota; Fungi; Basidiomycota; Ustilaginomycetes; Ustilaginales; Ustilaginaceae
Exons: 2
Coding region: 1-1692 (563 amino acids)
Source: RefSeq, a predicted model, not a curated record
AUGCCCCCUCCUAACCACUCCAAGCAUAUUGAAUCCCUGGAGGCUCAAGUUCAAUCGUUACUCGCUGCUCUCAAUGCUCACAAUGCUCAGGAAUCACCCAUUGGCAACACCUCAGCCCAACAAGGGUUCUGUUCCAAAGAACCAGAGGCCUUUGAUGGCGAGCAAGGUCACCUGGAGCCAUUCUUAGCCCAGGUUGAAGUGUUUCUAUGGCUCAACCAUGGAUGCUUCAUCAACAACUCCGACCAGAUCCUCUGGUUGUCCACACUCUUGUGCAGAGUUGCUCACCAGUGGUUCUACCCUCACCUUAGCGCCAUCAACCCUCCUGCCUGGCUCUCCAACUACUCCUUAUUUGUCAACCAACUAUGCAUCAUCUUUGGGGACCCAGGUUGUAUUGCCACUGCCAAGUGGGAGAUCAAGGUUCUAUCCCAGACCACAUUGGUAGCAAACUACCUCACCCACUUCCAUUGGCUGCAAAUGACCCUUAAUUGGGGUGAAGACACAAUGACUUGGUUCUUCUAUCAAGGACUCAAGGAGAAUGUCAAGGACAACCUCAGAUGCUCUGGCAAACCAACUGAGCUAGAAGCCCUCAUCCAGAGAUCCCUCAAGAUCGACAACCAUAUUGCUGAGCAGAUCUAUGAGAAAAAGAGGCUUGUGCAUCUACUGCACUCCUUCAGAGCACAUCAUCAUGGACUGUCCUGUUAUCAAGUUAAAAAAUUAAUGGGCUUGUCAAAAACAGCUGCCUUAGCACCACAAGCCCAAAUUGCUAAGCACCAACUGACAGCACUUACUCCUGUAGAUGCACAACCUCCCAACAAUCAAUACCUGUCUACAUCCCUUUGCUUCCUGUCACAUCCCUCUUUGCCAGCACAUGAUGUCAUGAUUGACUCUGGUGCCACCACCAACUUCAUAGACUUACACUUUGCCACUCUCCAUUCCUUGCCCCUGACCUUGAAGCCACUCACUGAGACCCUCUGGCUCGCAGAAGGCAAAACCCAAGUCACCAUCAGCAAGGAAGUGCAACUUCCCUGCCUUGUCGCAGAGCUCUUCUCCUCUGACAUCACCUUCCAAGUCACCAAUCUUGGUCCUUGCCCCAUUAUCUUGGGGCUGCUGUGGCUCAAAAGAGUCAAUCCCAAGAUAGAUUGGCAAACCGGUGGUAUCACCACACAGAGCCCUACCCCACCUCCUUCGCAGUUGGCACCAUCUGCAUCACUCGAUAUCGGUGUUAUCGAUGCCACGGCCUCCCACAAGUCUCACCAAUCUCACUGUAUCACCUCAGGUAUGCUCCACCCUUCUGAUAGUCAGCCACAGCACUUUCUCACCACCACUACAACAUCCUCUGUUGCCACAAUGGCUCUCACUUAUGAUACUGGCCUUUCCAAUAUCAUCCCCCCAGAAUACCACCAGUAUCUCGACAUCUUCAGCAAAACUGAAGCCAACAAACUACUGCUUCAUUGCACAUAUGAUCAUCAAAUUCCACUGGAGGAAGGUAAAUCUCCACCCUUCAGACCCAUCUAUAGCCUCUCAGAACAUGAGCUCAAGACUCUCUUGGAGUACCUGGAAGAGAACCUUGCCAAAGGAUUCAUAUCUCCAUCAGACUUGCCAGCUGCCUCACCCAUCCUCUUUGUUAAAAAGAAGGAUGGUUCCCCCUGCCUUUGUGUUGACUAUCAUGGGCUCAACCAGAUCAUGAUUUGA